UGAUAAACUUAUUAAAUAGAUCUCAGCAAUGAAACUGCUUUAAACGAUAAGUUGAUAAUAACAAACGUCACAGAACAGCAGGGGUUAAAAUUACCAACAGAAGUGAACUGACUUAAGAUGUCUGGAAGUACUUCCAGCUGGCUGUCCAAUCUGGCCUCGAAGGCGGAGACAGUUCUGAACCAGAUAGAUGAGACGGCAGCCACUGCGCUACACACUCCUAAUAGUCAACAGCAGCAGACUGACACCAAAAAUCAAUAUGGCGGGGGAGCGAAUAGUGAUGACAGAAGAAAAAAUAGCAGAAAUGGAGGAAACACUAAGUCCCCAUCUUCCAGGUCGAGACAGAUGAGGAGAGGUGAAAUUUAUCAGCAGCAGCAACAUCAACCGCAGAGUAAGAGAGUUUUUGGCCCUGGUCACGUGAGGAAACUGUCCUCGAAUUCCCUGGACGUGGAUACCAAAGUGACCUCCAACAGCAGACCCAGUUCAGUCAGCUCAACCAAGUCCAACAAGAGCGAAGGCGCCUUGCCAUUGUACGUUGAUCCCUUUUCCUCGCGACACGCCCGUGAUCACACUCUCGGACGGGGCGAGGCGGAAGGGGAGGGCGAGGAAGGGUAUCUGGAUCAGCAGGAUCACAGUCCCAAGAGUGGGAUUGAGGACAGCUUCAGUCAGGUGACUAGCAACUCAGGCAGCAGUUACCUCCAAGUGGACCCCCAUAAUGACUCAAUCACUCUUGCAUAUGAAGAAGAUCAACAAUUCAAUGCAGAGAUGUUGAGCUCACUGAGUCAAGAGAACAAGUUGCUUAAAAGCGAACUGCAGUCCCUCACUCAGGAGUUGAACUCUGCCCUGAAUAGACAGAGGGACUCCGAAUCCAGACUGAAGAGACUCAACCAAGACUACGACCUCAAGUGCCACGAGGCCAACGAGAUGUUCAGGAAGUUGCAGAAUGUCGAGCUGGAUCUCAGUGAGGAGAUCAAGGCUCGUGACUCGCAGAUUGCAGGCUACAGAGUGAAAGUGAACGAGUUGAGUGACAAGAUAGCUGCUCAGAAUGAGUCCCUUCAACAAAUAAACAACGAAAAGAUCCGAAUUCUGUCGGACCACCAUGCCUCGAGUGGAGUGCACGAGGAGAGUGUGACCCAGAUGCAGACUCAGCUGAAGGAGGCACAGGAGGCAUUCAACUCUCAGAUAGAGCGGGAGAGGAGGGAGAAGGAGGAGACACAACACAAACUGCAGCAGGCGGAAGACAACAUACAGACCCUGACGGCGGAGUUGCGUGAGGUGAGUGGCAGACUGCAGAGUGAAAAGCAGACCAGUGGGGACUACUUGCGACAACUCAACUUGGCCAAGCAGAGUGUGGAGGAGAGCAGGAGUGAAUUGAGCGACUACAAGAACAAAGCUGUCAAGAUACUACAGGCGAAAGAGAAGUUGAUCGCGGAGAUGAAGAUGUCCUUCAUGGAGGGGAGUGGGACCAGUUUGGGUGGUGGGGAGGAGGGUUCAUCUUCUUAUCAUCAGAUGGGAGAAUCGAGUGGCAGUGAGGGGGGACUUAUGACCAGGAGUCAGCAUUCUCCGGGAGCGAGCAGUUCCCACUUCGAAAUGAUGAAGAUGGAGUUGAGCCAGUACCGGAGUGAGUGUGAGUUGCUGCGGGAGGAGGUGGGCAGAGUGGGGGUGCAGUUAGAGAGGGCGAGGGAGGAGUUGAGCGCGAGUGAGCAGAGCAGCAGCCAACAUCACCUCUCUCUCACUCACGACCUCCAAGCCACACACCACUCGCUACAACAGGAAAAACACAAAGUUGCAAUGUUGGAAGAAGAGUUGAGUAGAAACAAAGAAGAGCUCAACGUAACCAGUCGAGAACUCCUUUCAGUCAAGGAAAAACUGUCUCGCACAGUAGCCGAGAAAGAUCAACUCAUAUCAAAGCUGCAGGCGGAACUAAUCUCAAUCCGAAACAGACCGCAAGCAGCCGGAAGCGAAGAGUUCGAGGCCAGAAUCCGGACACUUACGGAUACUCUGUUGUCAAAACAAUCUCAAAUCGAAAGACUGAACUCAGAGAAACAGUCUCUUAACUUCCAACUAGAGAGAAUGGCGUUAGAGAACUCAAGCGCAAAUGGCAGCGUGAGGUCGGGUUCAACGAGGGUUAACAUGAUGACGACACACCUGGACGACGAUGGUCUCAAGGCGAAAGGGAUCCCAUUGUUUUGCAGGGAGUCAGCAUUUGACAACCAGGCGAUCCGUUUGAUGAAAAAAGGCCUCCUUGCAAUAGACUCUUUCUCUCUCACAGUCGGCGUGUAUUUCCGCAGAUUUGCCUUAGCGAGGGUUUUUAUAGUCAUUUACGCUUUGCUACUUCAUCUCUGGGUUACGAUAGUGAUUCUCACUUAUAAACCCGAAAUGCAUUCUGAUGAUUUUCAGCCCCAGCUCAAUCCGAGGCCCAAGCUUGACUGAAAUAAAAACAGAACAAAACUUCUUUAAUCCCCUUCUCGCCCUUGUUUCGUGAUAGUGGUUUUACUCCACCGUUUUAGAUGCCGACGAGUUCAGCCCAAUUUAGUACAUGUUCGCUUCGUUUUAAAGUACAUUCUGUAGCAUAAAACUUUUUUGCCACGUGCUCAGAUAAUAUAUAUUUUGAAGAAUCUUUGCAAGAUCGUGCCAAAAAGUAUGAAAAUGGGAAGAAAUCUGAAGACAAAAAUCAAAG
This is a messenger RNA of Symsagittifera roscoffensis, 2677 nucleotides long. RefSeq names its product golgin subfamily A member 5-like. NCBI's taxonomy places the organism in Eukaryota, Metazoa, Xenacoelomorpha, Acoela, Convolutidae. Bases 118 to 2430 code for a protein of 770 amino acids. Gene Ontology annotation, cellular component: Golgi membrane; Golgi cisterna. The record is from RefSeq and is a predicted model, not a curated record. The transcript has 11 exons. Gene Ontology annotation, biological process: retrograde transport, vesicle recycling within Golgi; Golgi organization.